Molecule: messenger RNA, 1007 nt
Organism: Pelagomonas calceolata
Lineage: Eukaryota; Pelagophyceae; Pelagomonadales; Pelagomonadaceae
Source: the annotation of a GenBank genome assembly
CGCCUCUCUGCCACCCGCCUAGCAUUAGAGACGUAUUUGGCCAGCACAUACAAAACCGCAGCAAAAUGCCGUCCAAGCUCGCCCUCGCACUCGCACUCUCGCCCGUUCGCUGCUGCGUCCGGAAAAAAAACGCGCAAGCGCGAAGCGAUGCAAGCAAAAAGGCCGGCACUCAUUGACGAUGCAUCUUAGUCAGCACAUCAACCGCGAGGCCGCGCGGCGCUCGCUGCAAAACGCCUUCGCACCGCGCGCGCUCUUGCGCGCAAAAGAAAGGUGCACAAGUGCAUGCACGCACCUGCACCAAACGCUUCGCGCCGACCGCCGCCCCGAACGCGAGCGACUGACUGACUCCACCGCGCGCGCAGGCCGCCGCGUUCGCGCCGGCGCCCGCGAAGGCCGCCCCGCGCGCCGCGCCGCUCAACGCCGUCGGCCUCUACUACUCGACGACGACGGGCAACACCGAGACCGUCGCGGGCUACCUCACGGCGGCCACGGGCAUCGAGGCCGUCGACAUCGACAGCGUCGACGACGAGACGCUCACGUCGAUGGACGCGCUCAUCUGCGGCGCGCCCACCUGGCACACGGGCGCCGACGAGCAGCGCUCGGGCACGGCCUGGGACGAGUUCCUCUACGACCGCCUCCCGUCGCUCGACCUCAGCGGCAAGAAGGUGGCCAUCUUCGGCCUCGGCGACCAGGGCUCCUACGGCGACAACUUCUGCGACGCCGCGGGCGAGCUCUACGACUGCUUCUCGGCCCAGGGCGCCACCAUGGUCGGCCUCACGGCGACGGACGACUACGACUACUCGGACUCCAAGGCGCUCCGCGACGGCAAGUUCUGCGGCCUCCUCUGCGACGAGGACAACGAGUACGACAAGAGCGAGGGCCGCGCCAACGACUGGGUCGAGCAGCUCAAGGGCGAGGGCGUCGCCUUCUAAGGCGCUCGCCUAGGACCCCCCGGCCGCGGCGAGAAGCGCGCGCGCGCCGUCUCUAACGACACCUAUAUGCCUGUC